CGCGCAGUUUCCGCCCACUCCAACCCCAGCAGGAAGUGAGCAGAGUCAAACUGAGCGAACUACAAAACUAGCGGCAUCGCUACACGUCCCGCACCCCUUGCAGUUAACGGGUCCCACGAUCACAAUGGACGGGUUUCCAACGCCUUUGCGGUGCUUCAAUGAGUGUCAUUCCGCAGAAAAGUUUGUGGAUGACGAGGUGGAAACGGUGACUUCAGUGGAGCAGAAAAAAGUGGAGCGCAGCAUUGAAGAAGUCAUCAGUGUUUACGAGCAGAUACACAGCCUACCGCAGCCAAUGUUGUUGCGGGAACAACACUACCAAUACCUCAAGAAGGGCUUACGGCACCUAUCAGAUGCUUAUGAGUGUCUGGAUGCUAGCAGACCGUGGCUUUGCUUCUGGAUUCUUCACAGUCUGGAGUUACUAGAGGAGCCCAUUCCUGCUGCUGUCGCCUCAGACGUGUGUCAGUUUCUGGCUCGCUGUCAGAGCGCUACUGGCGGUUUCUCCGGAGGACCGGGACAACACGCCCACCUCGCGCCCACCUACGCUGCCGUCAACGCCCUCUGCAUCAUCGGCACAGAGGAGGCCUUUAAUAUUAUAGACAGGGAGAAGCUGUUAGAAUUCCUGAUGUCGGUGAAGCAGCCAGAUGGCUCGUUUGUGAUGCACGUCGGAGGAGAGGUGGAUGUCAGGAGUGCUUAUUGUGCAGCUUCCGUAGCGUCGCUCACAAACAUCCUCAUUCCCAAACUGUUUGAGGACACGCCCAACUGGAUCCUCAGUUGUCAGAACUGGGAAGGAGGUCUGAGCGGAGUGCCGGGUCUGGAGGCCCACGGCGGCUACACCUUCUGUGGCACGGCUGCACUCGUCAUCCUGGGCAAAGAGCACAUGCUGGACCUCAAAGCGUUGCUGCGGUGGGUGGUCGGCAGACAGAUGCGAUUCGAAGGAGGCUUCCAGGGCCGCUGUAAUAAACUGGUGGACGGCUGCUACUCUUUCUGGCAGGCUGGACUCCUGCCGCUACUCCACAGAGCCUUAUUCAAAGAAGGAGAAUCGGAGCUGAGUCGGCAGAGGUGGAUGUUCGAGCAGCAGGCCUUGCAGGAGUACCUCCUCCUGUGCUGUCAGAACCCAACAGGGGGCCUUCUGGAUAAGCCUGGCAAAUCCAGAGACUUCUACCACACGUGUUACUGCCUGAGCGGCCUCUCCAUAGCGCAGCACUUUGGAAACGUGGACCUCCAUCAUGAGAUGAUCCUCGGCAGGGAGGAGAACAGAUUGGCUCCAACUCAUCCAGUUUACAACAUUUGUCCGGAGAAGGUGGCCAAGGCCCUGCAGCACUUUCACCGGCUGCCUGUCCCCGACGACGGAGUGUCGGACCCCGCCGCCGCCUCCAGAUCACGUGACCGUCAGUCCUAGUUAGUCGUCAGCGGAGACGUCUCUGCGUGUGAAGCGGCUAACGGACUCAAACCAUCAAACAGCAGGCGGGGCUCACGUAGACAAGCCCCCAAAGACCUUGAGACGGUCGACCGUCAGUAGAAAUGAGGGCUGGACUUUAGGAGUUUUCCUGAGUAAAAGGUCAACAGUUGUGUGUGUGUGUGUGUGUGUGUGUGGGCAGUUUAGCAUUUAGCUGGAUUUUUGCUUGCGAUGCCGAAUGUUUUCAUUGCCUGAAAAUAAAAGUGAAACGUUCAGUUUGACCUCAGUUAAUAAACCUUUGUAUAGAAUUUC
This is a messenger RNA of Anarrhichthys ocellatus (wolf-eel), 1708 nucleotides long. It is a transcript of the gene fntb, whose product is annotated as farnesyltransferase, CAAX box, subunit beta. Gene Ontology annotation, molecular function: protein farnesyltransferase activity. Gene Ontology annotation, cellular component: protein farnesyltransferase complex. Bases 125 to 1399 code for a protein of 424 amino acids. The record is from RefSeq and is a predicted model, not a curated record. Gene Ontology annotation, biological process: protein farnesylation. The transcript has 12 exons. Lineage: Eukaryota; Metazoa; Chordata; Actinopteri; Perciformes; Anarhichadidae.